AUGUGUGGAGAAACCAACCGUCCAACCUUCGGGGGGACUAUCGCCGUCCUCUUCCCACAAGAGACCCAUUCGAACUCGAGCGCAUCGGAGGCAUCAUUGUCUUCAUCACCAGGAUCAGUAUCCUCAUUCUCAUCGUCGUCAACCACCUCAAUGUCAUCAUAUUCUCUCUUCUUCCGCGAUGCGGAUGCAACGAACCAGAAAACAAGAGCAAUCCUCCGAACUGAAGACCCAGAGACAUAUCGUGCCCUUCGUGGAUAUGGGAAUGUUGAUAUGCGCAUUGAAAAAUACGGCGAUAUCUCUACCUCACAGUCAAGCUCUCCGCUUUACCAAUUCCAAUUGGACAUGAAGCAGGAUAAGAACUUGCAAUCGGCUCAUCCGACGGAAAUGGAAUUCGAGCUGCCCGAACGGCUGGACCUGGGCGUCUCGGAGAAGGGUGUCAUUGGUCGACAAGUCACAGUGAGGGAGCAAGGGGGUUCAAUCCUGGGGAUUGGGGUGGUUGGGUACAAUUGA
Penicillium paradoxum is the source of this 510-nucleotide messenger RNA. RefSeq lists its product as uncharacterized. The coding region runs from base 1 to 510 and encodes 169 amino acids. The transcript is spliced from 2 exons. NCBI's taxonomy places the organism in Eukaryota, Fungi, Ascomycota, Eurotiomycetes, Eurotiales, Aspergillaceae. The record is from RefSeq and is a predicted model, not a curated record.